Molecule: messenger RNA, 159 nt
Organism: Parastagonospora nodorum SN15
Lineage: Eukaryota; Fungi; Ascomycota; Dothideomycetes; Pleosporales; Phaeosphaeriaceae
Exons: 2
Coding region: 1-159 (52 amino acids)
Source: RefSeq, a predicted model, not a curated record
AUGCCUCAGGUCGCCCGAUAUGGUCAAGAGUCGAUAGCAUCGCUUGGUAGUGAAUACGUGGGGCCGCGGGAGUCAAGGAGGGCCGCGGGGCCAGGGCCGGUGCACUUUGGUGCCCCAGGAUGUUUCAUACGACCGGGAUCUAUCGUAUCCAAAGGUUGA